This is a messenger RNA of Osmerus eperlanus (European smelt), 4889 nucleotides long. RefSeq names its product non-SMC condensin II complex, subunit D3 (gene ncapd3). The transcript has 34 exons. Gene Ontology annotation, cellular component: condensin complex; condensed chromosome, centromeric region. Gene Ontology annotation, molecular function: histone binding. Bases 59 to 4333 code for a protein of 1424 amino acids. Gene Ontology annotation, biological process: meiotic chromosome condensation; mitotic chromosome condensation. The record is from RefSeq and is a predicted model, not a curated record. NCBI's taxonomy places the organism in Eukaryota, Metazoa, Chordata, Actinopteri, Osmeriformes, Osmeridae.
AGCUCGGGCUAAAUCGCGCCAAUGGUUGUGUUGGCGGGUUCAGUCAAAAUACACCAAGAUGGAAUUAAUGAAUGCGUUGGAGAUUCUCAAACUUUCUAACCUUUCUAAAGACUGGGUUGAUGGCGUCUGGGAUUUGGAGUUCACUGAGGUGGAAGCGCUUGACGCAGCAAUUGAAGAUUCAAUCACGAGAAACGGAUCGCAGGGACUGGAGGCCUUGUACAGAUGCCUGCUCCCCUACACAAACAACGCUGAGAGCUCCACUGCAGCAAGUGAUGGAUUGUCCCAAAGUGUGUGGACUGUGUUGGGGGACAGUGGUGUCUCAACGCGCUCCCUAGUGGCCCUGCUGGCCUACUUCGUGGUGGGAGCGAGGACCCGUCCGGACGGCUUCCAGCCCAGACUGCUGUCCCUGCAUGCGGCCUCCAUCUACCUGCUGCUGCUGGGCACCCCGGGGAGCGUUGUCAACCAGGUGUUCCAGCAGGUCCUGUUCGACGCCUGCCUGGCCCUGCCUGCUCACUGCUGGCCGCAGAGCUGUGGGAGGAAGAGGAAGAAGGAGUGUGUGAAGAGCUCGCAGGCGGAGGGGAAGAGGCCCCGGGGCCAGCGGAGGGAGCAGGAAGAGGUGGAGGUGGGGGAGGUGGGGGAGGUGGGGGAGGAGAGGAUUCACUUCUCCCCCCGGGACCUGCUCACCAUCAGGGAGGCCAUCGUUCUCCUCGUCAGGAACCUCCUCAGGCUUCUGCAGACGUUUCCUCUCAAAGACAAGCCCCAGAGUGCAGACAGCUGUGUGCAGAUAUUCACUGAACUGACAGAUUUUGAACCAGUCAUUGGGGAAUUGGAAUUUAACAGCAAACAGGCUCUGGAUGAGAUCAAGAGCGUUCCAGAGCUAGCCUACUACGGGUUAGCAUUGCUCUGCUCUCCCAGUCACGGCGAUGAGAAAGAGAAUGUGCGACGCGUGUUCCACAGCCUGCUGUACGUGAUCCUGAUGAUGAGGAGGGGGGAGGGCUGCAAGCCCACUCUGCUGCUGCCCAGCCAGGCUGUGAUCUCCUCCAGAGACCAGGCCCUCCUGUUUGUCUGCCACCUGGUAGGUGAGCUGAAGGAGACUGCUCUGCCUUUCCUCCGUAUCCUGCUGCAACACCUGUGCUGUCAGAUGGUGGAGAAGACAGACUACCGCUCUCACGGGGCCCAGGCUGUGUCCCAGCUGCUGGACAAGAUGCCCGGUUCAGACUACGCUUCCUUCAUCAAGUGGCUGUUUGGCUACUCCACUCACUCAAAGGUGGCCUACAGGCUGUUUGCUCUGGACGUGUCCGUGGCCUUGCUGGCGUGCCCGGAGCGGCAGGCGGAGGACUCUCUGGGCCCCGAGCAGGCCGGCCUGCUGUCCCACAGGUUCCUGGUCCAGAGCCUGGUGUUCGGGCGGCGCUCUGACGCCUCCCCCACCGUGCGGGCCCACGCCCUCACCUGCCUGUCCCGCUGCCUGGAGAUGCCCUCGCUCAACGCCACGCGCUGCGUUCAGGAGCUCUUCUCCUCCACCGGAGUACACACCGUCCUGGAGGGGGACGGCACAGACGGUUCUCUGAGGUCCCAAAAGACUUUCAGGACUUUGCAGUUCAAGACUGUGGACAUCACCGGCAGUGACAUUAGUUAUGAGUCAAAAGAAGCCAUGUCUCUGCUCAUGCGUCGUGUCGGUGACCAGAAGACCAUCGUGAGGAAGUCUGCACUGCAGGCCAUAAUGAGUCUGAUGAAGCACAGUGUAAUCCUGCUGGGACAGGAGAGCCUCUCGGUGCUGUCCGAGCGCUGUCGAGACCCCGCCCUGUCCGUCAAGAAGAAGGCCAUGCAGUGUCUGGGAGAGCUGCUGCAUGCCCACUCCCACAGCAGGGUGGUCCAGAGGGCCUGGCUGAGAGGCCUGCUGCCGGCCAUCAUGGACCCAGAGAGCUCGGUCCAGGAUAAGGCCCUGGAGAGCCUGGAGCAGGUGGUGCUGAGCCAGGUGAAGAAGCAUUCCCCCUCCAGCUGGGAGGACGCAGGGCAGAAGCUCUGCUGGGACCUGCUGGGCCUGCUCUGCGACGACUGUCAGGAUCUCAGUCGCUACUUCAGCAAGGCCUUCACAGUGUGGUCGAAGCAGAACAAGUUCACUGCAGCCUUCAUCACUAACCUGGUGUCUCACAUGGAGGCAGAGCAUGCUGCAGGAGCCUGGCUGCUGCUGUCCAGGGUGGCCGGAUCCUCCCCCAAACUCGACUACAGCAAGAUCCUGGACGCCUGGGACCGCAUGGUCCGGUUGAGGAAUGUGACCGUCACAACGUCCUGCCACAUCCUGAGCGUGCUCGGGGACGUCUGUGAACACCUGAACGAGGACACCAGGAGCAGGAUCGUUGAAGACAUCAUGUCCUUGCUGAGGAGCCUGGAGAUGCCCCUGGAGGUGGUGGGGGCCAGUGUGGAGGCCCUGUGUCGACUGGGCCGUGCCCAGGCCAUGAGGGACACACAGAAGUACCUGAACCAGCACUGUGGGGAGCUGGUCUCUCUCUGUGAGACCUACCUGUCCACAGUCAUCCUCAAUGAGAAGGGAGCACAGAACCUGAACGAGGACUUGGUGGUGAAGCAUCUGUACCUGCUGGGGGUGGUGUCGCUGCACUGCCCUGCCCGGGUGGGCAAGAGGACAGUCCUGCUGGUGGAGUCUGUCCUGUCCUCCAGCCCUGAGCACACGGCCGGGGGGCAACCAGAGGAGCCCCCGGCCUCCCAGCCCCCGGCCUCCCAGCCCCCGGCCUCCCAGCCCCCGGCCUCCCAGCCCCUGUUCUCUCAGCCCCUGUCCCAGUUCCACCCCUCCACCCUGCCCAGCAGGGUGAGAGCCCAUGCUGUCCUAACCCUGGGGAAGCUGUGUCUGCAGCACGAGGAUCUCACCCAGAGGUACCUGCCUGCGUUCGCCCGCGAGCUGCAGCUCAGCGCUGACAUGGCCGUACGCAGCAACGUGGCACUGGUCAUGUGUGACCUGUGUGUGCGCUACACCAACAUGCUGGAGCGCUACCUGCCCAACAUCUCAGCCUGUCUCCAGGACAACCACCCGCUCGUCAGAGAGCAGACGGUCACCAUGCUGACCAGCCUGCUGCAGGAGGAGUUUGUCAAGUGGAAGGGCUCUCUGUUCUUCAGGUUUGUGACGGUGCUGGUGGACCCUGAACCAGCCGUCAGCAGGCUGUGUGAGUACUGCCUGGUCCACCUCCUGCUGAAGAAGAAUCCUGCCAUGUUCUCCCAGCACUUCAUAGAGUGCAUCUUUCACUUCAAUUCCUACGAGAAACACAAAACCUACAACAAGUUCUCCCAAACCGCAAGAGAGAAGGCCAGGUUCUCUCUGAGGGGCUCCCAGAACAAAGACAAGAGGUUCAGGAUCUACCGCUUCCUGCUGGAGAACUUCACAGACGCCCAGCGCUUCAACAUCACUACCAAGAUCAGCCACACUGUGCUGGCGUGCUUCGUGGAUGGAGAGCUUGCUCUGGAUGCUGAGGGCAGGGAGGUUCUGUCUGAGACGCUGGGCGUGCUGAGCCUGAAGGAGAUGAAGCUGCAGGCUCUGGCGGCGGGGCGGGGCGAGGUCGACGAGCAGGACGACGAGCAGGUGGCCCUGGCCAAGGCCGUCGUCCAGGUGGCCCAGAAGAAGGUGGUCUCCCAGGUCCAGAAGAAGGUCUUCAUAGAGAACAUGAUCCCCAUCAUCAUCGCCCUGAAGAGCAAGCUGGAGCAGCAGCGCUCCCCGGUGCUGAAGGACCUGAUGGGGUACCUGCAGGUCACCAUGCAGGACUACCGCAGCGAGGUGAAGGAGCUGUUUGCGGCGGACGAGCAGCUAGCGGCAGAGCUGGAGUACAACCUCAAGCUGUAUGAGAAGGAACAGCAGGACAACAUGGCCGCCAGCAGCCUGCCCAGAGAGACGCAGACCAGAGACUCAGCUGCCUCCUCCCUGGCCUCCCCCUCCAGGAGGCUGAUCCAGGGGGCCAUCACCACCCCUCGGGGCCCCCUGCCAGCCCAGCUCUCCCGCCUGCUGUCCCAGUCAGCCAGGCGUCCACCACUGAGGGCAGCUGACCAGCAGACCAGCGGUCCUCACAGAAGACUCUCAGCCCAGGAGUCAGUGUCGGUGCCCCCCAAAGGAAGCCAGUGUUACAGAGCCUUCAGCACUCCUCACGGGAACAUAAAUGACGUGACCUUCGGGGAAGGACUCAGCGCCAUCUUCAGUGAGAGGAGAGGAGGAUCUUCGGACAGAGAAGAAGAGAGUGUGCUCCACCUCAGGUCCCCAGAGCAGCGAAGCCCCGCUCUGAGGCAGUGGGAGGUGCAGUCUCCUCUGGCUAACAGGACCAAGAAAGUACAAUAAGCUGUCUCAUCUCAAUGAAACAUCGCCUUGAAUUGUACUGUCAGAUAAAAGAAAUAAAACACCACAAAUGUGUAUGUAUUAGAAGUGAGCUUUAUUAAUCACAAACAUGAACAGUCAAUAUUUCUUUUUUUUUUGUUCUUUUUCUUUACUUGGCUUGAGGCUGACCUUCCGAGUUUCGAUCAAUAAAUCAUGUUCAGUUAAACGAUCCUGUUCCACACUCGCUCAAACACCAAACAAAACAGAUCUCUGGAACCUUGCUGUCCUUGGAUUGGUGGAAACUCAUGGUUUGGAGUCAGUGAUUGGUCUAGCUUGUCCCAAGCACAAGACACAGUCUACCAUCCAGUAAGCACAGUGUUCUAGACAUGUGUAAUUAUCUGGCCUGAAAGGUAAAUGUCAGCUGUAAGGCUUUCUUCAUCAAACCAUUUAGCGUGUCUUGUAUAUCUUUUAAUCUUUGCAUACUAGUGCUAUGUGUCUUUACCAAAAAUAAUUCCCACUAUAUUUAGGCACUAAUACAUAUGUAAUCUCUAUUUCUAAUCCAAUGGAAAAUAAAAUUGAA